Monopterus albus (swamp eel) is the source of this 2134-nucleotide messenger RNA. It is a transcript of the gene serping1, whose product is annotated as serpin peptidase inhibitor, clade G (C1 inhibitor), member 1. Gene Ontology annotation, molecular function: serine-type endopeptidase inhibitor activity. The transcript has 11 exons. The record is from RefSeq and is a predicted model, not a curated record. Gene Ontology annotation, biological process: negative regulation of endopeptidase activity. Bases 70 to 1857 code for a protein of 595 amino acids. Lineage: Eukaryota; Metazoa; Chordata; Actinopteri; Synbranchiformes; Synbranchidae.
CUGGCUCUCGAUUACGGACGACUGAUUACGCCCAAGGAUCUCUUUGGGAGUCAGGCCACUCAAUCGAGGAUGAGACCACAGGCCAUACUUUGCCUCUUGCUGCAGCUCAUUUUUGAGCUUUCUUCAUGCACACAACUCCGGGUGUUAUCUGGUUCCACUCUGGAGCUGCCAUGUAUCUCAUUCAAAACUGAUGUCAGGGAAGACGCCAUCACCUGGACAUUCAAUGGUAAAAAUAUAAGACGGCAGCCACCUGUCAACACUAGAGUUGAAAAGAAUGGCGAGCUCAUUAUAUCCCCUGUAACCGCUGCCAACAAGGGCGACUAUGUGUGUUUGUUCAAAGAGGAGAACAUGGUGAUGCAUAGGAUGUACAGCAUCACAGUUGAUGCAUCAAUUGGCUAUACCAUUAGGGUAGCUACCGGUUCAGAUGAAAUUAAGCUCCCAUGCCAUUUCCCACCUGGUAGCCAAGUCACAGAUGCUGCACUGUGGUUCAAAGAGAAAGGUUCUGACAAUAGGGCACAACUGAGUCCUGAUGAUUCAACAGGUAAAGUGGGGCUGGAGCAACUUGACCCACAUGACAGUGACCAGACUAUCAGUCUCAGAAACAUUGUCAAAGAGGAUGCUGGAAUUUACCACUGUGAAACUGCUGAUGGGGAGCCGUUGAGCACUGUAAAUGUUAUUGUUGAAGAUCCUUAUAUCCCUAAGCCACACUCGUGCGCCAACACUAUCGCAUGGGAACCCUGCCUGGAUGAGAACAGUCGCACAGGGGAACCCAUGCUGCAAGAAUCAGUCACAGAGUUUUCCAUGAAGCUCUAUUCUUCCUUUAAAAAGUCACUUCCCUCUGGCAACCUGCUCUUCUCUCCAAUCAGCAUCAGUUCGAUUCUCUCCCAUUUGUUAUUAGGUGCAAGGGAUGAGACCCGUGAAUCUAUUGAGGAUGCGGUCUCCGUGCCUCACGACUUCCACUGUGUUCACUUCCAGAUGAAGAAGCUGAGAGAGAAGUUGGCCAGCUCCUUGCAAAUGGCUUCUCAGAUCUACUAUAAUCCCCAACUGAAUGUGAGUGAGUCCUUUAUUAACCAGUCCAUUCAGUUUUAUGACGCGGAACCCACCAGGCUAUUGAAUACCAGUGAGAAAAACACAUGGAUGGUCAACCAAUGGGUCGCCAGUAAAACCAAAAAUAAAAUCAAACAUUUGGUUGACUUUGUAUCACCCAGUACACAGCUGAUCCUGCUCAACGCUGUAUCCUUUAACGGUCAGUGGAAGGUCAAGUUUGAGCCAAAAUCACACAAGGAACAUUUUGUAAAACUGAAUGGUGAUACGGUAAAGGUGCCUAUCCUCUAUCACCAGAAAUACAUGGCGACUAUGACAUAUGCUGUUUCGCUAAUGGCACAGGUGGCGAGGUUUGCUCUCACAGGUGACAGCAGUCUUUACAUCCUGCUGCCCCGCACCAACACACUUACUGACCUGCAGCAGGUGGAGAACAGGAUGACGGACACAGCUGUGCGCGAAAUGAUAGAACUGAUGAACAAAACACAUCCUCAGCAUAUUGAGGUUACUCUGCCCCAAAUCAAGAUAGAUGCCCAGCCAAACAUGAACAUGCUUCUUGGGGAUUUAGGACUGAAGUCACUCUUUGAAAGACCCAAUCUGUGUGGCCUCAUCUCCAAAGAGAGUGUGGUUCUCAGUGAAGCCAAACACAGAGCCUACCUUGCACUCACUGAACAAGGAGUAGAGGCCGGUGCCGUCACCUCUAUGGUGUUUUCUCGCUCCUUCCCUUCAUUCACUGCCUUGCGGCCUUUCAUCAUGUUGCUGUGGAGUGACCAGGCCAAUGUGCCACUCUUUAUGGGCAGAGUGACUGAGCCAUGAGAGAGAAAAAUGAGGGGCAGACACAGAAAGAGCGAGAGAGUGGAAAUGUAUCAGCAUCACACGAGCAGGAAAGAAAUAAUGCAAAUAUAAACAAAAGUUCCCUGAUAUAAUUGAAACACAAUUAUUUUUCUUUAUCUUACUGCUUCUUGUGAAAAUUCAGCUGCUUUUUAAAAAAAAAAAAAGUUCAGUAGAAGCAUUUUUUUAGUCUCAAAAGAGACCCUUACAACAUACACAGGCUUGGAUGUUGAUUGUUUUCAAAGAUGAUGAGAAAUAAAGA